CUCCGGGCCGCGCGCUCCGGGGCAGUCGGUGAGAGGGCCAGGCCCCUUCAGUCUCGUAGUCCGUGUUGUCCCGGGUCCCGGGGGAUGCCCCGGGCCGGGUUCCCCUCAUGGCUGCCGACAUCUUCAUGUGUUCUCCGCGUCGGCCCCGCAGUCGGGGCCGCCCAGGGCUGCUCAAGCCUCAGGUGCCAGAGGACGACGACGACUCGGACACGGAUGAGCCGUCCCCGCCGCCCCCUUCUUGCGCGGCCACCACGGCCCGGGCCCACGCGAGCACAGCGCCGCUGCCGCCCCGAGCCGGGCCUGGCCGCGACGAGCCUCCGCGCCGCCAGCAGAUCAUCCAUAGUGGCCACUUUAUGGUGUCGUCUCCGCACCGCGAGCACCCGCCCAAGAAGGGCUACGAUUUCGACACGGUCAACAAGCAGACGUGCCAGACCUAUAGCUUUGGCAAGACCAGCUCCUGCCAUCUGUCCAUCGACGCUUCGCUCACCAAGCUCUUCGAGUGCAUGACCCUGGCCUACAGUGGGAAAUUAGUGUCUCCAAAGUGGAAGAAUUUCAAGGGCCUAAAACUCCAGUGGAGGGACAAGAUCCGGCUCAACAACGCCAUCUGGCGGGCAUGGUACAUGCAGUAUUUGGAGAAGCGCAAGAAUCCUGUGUGCCACUUUGUCACCCCACUAGAUGGCUCUGUUGAUGUAGAAGAGCAUCGUCGGCCUGAGGCAAUCACCACAGAGGGCAAAUACUGGAAAAGUCGCAUUGAGAUCGUGAUCCGGGAGUAUCACAAAUGGAGAACCUACUUCAAGAAAAGGCUACAGCAGCACAAGGAUGAGGACCUCUCCAGCCUGGCCCAGGAUGAUGACAUGCUUUUUUGGCACAAACAUGGGGAUGGCUGGAAGACCCCAGUCCCCAUGGAGGAGGACUCACUGCUGGACACAGACAUGCUCAUGUCAGAAUUCAGUGACACCCUCUUCUCCACACUUUCUUCACACCAACCUGUGGCGUGGCCCAACCCGCGGGAAAUAGCACAUCUAGAAAAUGCAGACAUGAUCCAGCCAGGACUGAUUCCUUUGCAACCCAAUCUGGACUUCAUGGACACCUUUGAACCUUUCCAAGAUCUCUUCUCUUCUAGCCGAUCCAUUUUUGGCUCCAUGAUGCCCGCACCUACAUCAGUACCCACCCCAGAUCCCAGCAGCCCACCUGCUCAGGGGUCCAUCCUACCAACUGAAGCUCUACCUACUGUGAGCCUGCCCAACAGCCUCAUUGCAUCUUCUGCAGCCCCCUCUCUACAGCCCACAGAUGGGCAAUGCUGUGAACGUACUUCCCAGACUGUGGACCCCUUUAUCCAGGCUACAGACUUUGGUCCCUCUGAGCCACCACUGAGUGUCCCCCAGCCCUUCCUCCCUGUCUUCACCAUGACCUUACUCUCCCCCAGUCCUGCCCCAGCUGCAUUACCCUUAGUUCCUUCUGCCACUACUCUGAAACCCCCAACUUCACCAGCCUUCCUACAGCCUCAGAAAUUCUCUGGAGUCAGCAAAUCACCCCCUGUCAUCACCCACACAGCCUCUGCUACCCUUACUCAUGAUGCUUCUGCCACUACCUUUAGCCAGAGUCAGGGCCUUGUGAUCACAGCCCACCACCCAACCCCUUCCCCUUCCCCCUGUGGUCUGGCACUCUCACCUGUCCCCCAGCCACCAGCUGUUGGCCCUCCCCAACCUCAUUUAACUUUUAUACACCCCAAACCUGUGUCCUUGACUGGAGUGAGACCCAAGCAGCCCCCCAAGAUAGUGCCUGCUCCCAAACCUGAGCCUGUGUCCUUGGUGUUGAAGAAUGCUCACCUUGCCCCAGCUGCCUUCUCAGGCCAACCACAAAAAGUCAUCAUGACGUCAGCCCCUCUGAAGAGAGAAGGGAUGCUGGCAUGUACUGUGUCCAAGUCCAGUGUGGUCAUUGCACCUGCUAGCAUCAACAGGGCUGCUGGAGUCACAGAGUUCCACAGUGGCAUCUCUCCCAUGUCACCACAGGCUUCUGGAGUCACAGAGUUCCUCAGCCAUAGCACAAGCAAUCAGCCCACCCCCAUCUCCCGGCUCUUCUCUUCAAGCACGGUACAAGACUCCCUGGUAAAGGGCGAGCAGGUCCCGCUGCAUGGAGGCAGUCCCCAGGUCCCUCCUACAGGGUCCAGUCAUGACUGCCCUAACUCAGGGCAAGCCUCUCCAUGCCCAUCAGAACAAAGCCCCAGUCCUCAGUCUCCCCAGAACAACUGCUCAGGGAAAUGUACAGACCCAAAAAAUGUGGCUGCAUUAAAGAACCGGCAGAAGCACAUCUCAGCUGAACAAAAAAGGCGCUUCAACAUCAGGAUGGGCUUUAACACCCUGAAUAGUUUGAUCUCCAAUAAUUCCAAGCAGACUAGCCAUGCCAUCACACUGCAGAAGACAAUGGAGUACAUCACCAAGCUGCAACAGGAGCGGAUCCAGAUGCAGGAGGAGGCCCGGAGGCUGAGGGAGGAGAUUGAGGAACUCAACGCUACCAUCAUCUCCUGCCAACAGCUGCUCCCUGCCACAGGAGUGCCUGUCAACUGCCGCCAGUUUGAUCACAUGAAAGACAUGUUUGAUGAAUAUGUGAAAAGCCGGAUCCUACAGAAUUGGAAAUUCUGGAUUUUCAGCAUGAUCAUCAAACCACUGUUUGAGUCCUUCAAGGGGAUGGUGUCCACCAGCAGCUUGGAGGAAUUUCACCGCACGGCGCUGUCCUGGCUAGACCAGCACUGCUCUCUGCCCAUCCUCAGGCCAAUGGUACUGAGUACCCUCCGGCAGCUGAGUACCACCACCUCCAUCUUGACAGACCCAUCCCAGCUGCCAGGGCAGGCAUCAGAGGCUGUUACCAGGAUUGGCAAGAGAUCAGGGGAGUCCUAAGCUUAGCUGGCAUGUGGAUGAUGCAUGAAAUGCCUGAAGAUCCCUCCCUGCCUUUCCUGACGCACUGCCUUGGGGCUACACUCCAUGCCACUGGCCCACUGCGCCUGUCAGGAUGUCACGCUCAGGUCUGAAGCAGGUUUGGGGCCUGCCUGCAGCAAUAGCCCAUCUUGGGAACCCUUGCUGUGACCUCUCACCCAGUGACCUCAAUCACAAGUCUCCCCUGCACUUGGGGUGGCCCAGAAAAAGGGAAUCAUCAUUUCUUCUAGUCCUGUCCUACUCGAGGCCUGUCGGGGCCCUGGGCCAGUGGAACAGAUGGGAUAAGGAGACAAAGCCUGCUUUUACAGGUAGAAUCAUCCAGGGUCCCUCUGAGUUCUGUCUUGAGACUUAGAGACUUGUCUCCUGUCAUAUUCUUAUCUACUUUUGUUGCUCUGGUAACCCCUGCACGACGAUCUCUGGCCUCUGUAGUGGCAGGUGAAGCCUCUCUGUCUUUUGUGACUCUGACAGCACCUGACCUGGAUGGAUCUGGGCUACUGUUCUGACCUCCGCAUAAAGCAAGACUGCCUUCCUCCCCAGUGUAUUGGGGAGAGGGGGUUAUGCCUUCAGAGACCCCUGAGCACACAUGGAAAAUGGUGUGGAGGCCAACUGGUCAGCACAGAAGCAUGAGCAAUGCAAAACUGCUGUUCUGGCUCAGAGACUCUCCAGGCAGUGUCUUGUCUAUCAUGUCUUAGUUCUACCUGGCAUUGAGAUUGCUGUUGCUGCCAGGGACUUGCCUAGGGCCUCCUCUGCCCGGGGCUAUCUCAGCCUUGCCUCACAGCUGAGGCCCUUCUGUGCCUGUUCUCUACCUGCUUCCACUCGGCAGUCAUGGGAGAGGCAGGUGCUCUCCAAGGUCGGUCUCGCCCUUGGCUCUAGCACUCAGAAGGCCACGCCACACUCCAUGAUGCUGCUGUCAGCCUGGUCUUUUUUGUUGUUUUUUUGAAGUUCAGCUGGGAGCUCCAAACCAGGACAGUUCUCAGACCAAAGAUGUCACCACACUAAAAAAAUCUGUCUCAUCUGGCGCUAGGAGGAAGAAACAGAAUGUUGACAGGCAGGACAUCAAGGAAUCAACCCUUGAAGCUGUUUCCAGGUCUCCAAGGUUAGAUGGUAAAGGACUACACUCAGAUUUGGACCAGUGGAGCUGGAGGGUAGGUGUCUGAAGGUUCAAGUGUCCCAGUGUAUGUGACAGUUGGAAGGGACAGAGGAGGCAGCGGAGCACUGCCUGCUUGAUCCUCGCCCUUUUCUUGGCAGCCUCUGUGAGGAGCUGCAGGUGGUAAGGCACUCUUCUCCAGCUCUCCCAGGAAGAAUGCGCUUCUCUUUCUUGCUGUGACAUCUAGAGCAUGCAGUGGGCUUUUUCUUGGACUUUGUCCUCCUGGCCUCUCCUCACUGUGCUGCCUGUCCUGAGGGGACCAUGUGAAAAGGAGAGCUCAGACAGCCUCCUGAAGUUCCAUCCAUUUGGAAUCUCCUGUUGGUGCCUGAGGCCCGCCCUGGACUAAGUUGUUGGAGAACAGAGAAAGGGUAGGGGCAGCUGGCCACACCACUGCCUGCUGUGGGCCCCUGACCAGCUGCUUGCUCCCUUGAGUAUUUCUGUUCUGUAUGGGAAUAGCUUGGUGGCCCCUCAGCCAUCCUCAAAAACAUGUUUACAGGUUGAAGGAUGAGCACAAGGCACUAGGCUGGCCCUUGGAAUUUCUACUGGGAACCACUGAAAUUGGCCUUCAGAAGGUGAAGGCCACUGUGGUAAAAAGGAAAAAGGAAAAACUAGAAUGCUGCUGAGGGCCUUGGGGAGCCCAGCCCAGCCCCUCCUACUCCUGUGCCUUGUGACACACAGGCCAUAUCAUGGCCGGCCAGCCAGGACUCCUGGUUUUCUCUCCACCCUUGCUGGGGACUUCUUUUUAAAACUAUGGAAUAUAAAAUUGGCCUCUUGUUUCUCUGGCUACCUCUCUCUCGUGCUGAAUUAGUUUCUUCAUUCUGUUUCCUCAGAUAUUUAAGGCUAUUAGGUUGUGUGAGACUAGAAGAGGGUGUGUGAGUACAUGAGCAUGUGCAUGAGCUCUGUGUGUGUGUGUGUGUGUGUGUGUGUGUGUGUGUGUGUGUCCUGGUAGACUUUAUUAGGUACGUGAUUUGGUUUUGAAAUAGACUCCUGUUCCUUUCUCUGGUGCUCACCAUCACCGUGGCUGUGAGGCCACAAUGCUUUAAAACCUCCAAGCAUGAUCGCUUCUCGCCCUGGAGAUGCUCUUGUUUAGAAUCUUGCCUGAUAAAUCUGGCCAGAUAGAGGAGCCUGACCUUGACUUCUACCCUGGGCUCUGAGGUCAGUGUUUAAGAACAGCCAAACUGAGCCUCUCUGCCAGGGGUCUCCACUGAGUGAUGACCACCACGUGACUGGGGUUUGUUUACAUUCAUUUUCACUCCUAUUCUUGUCUCCACUCCCAUACAAGAAACUUCAAAGUGUUGGCACUUUGGGGAACAAGAAUAUCAUCCUAAAAGGAUAAACCAUAAGGCCACCUGGUAAAGCUCGGUGUUUCUGUGAAAUCUUUGAGAACCAUCAGUGUGUGUCUGCACGUUCUUUCAUUAUGAGUGGUGCCACAGGGGCAGGGAGCUCUGUCUGAGGGGACGCCUCAGAGACGAUGGCUUGUUACACGCCAGCUGUCACCCUCAGGAGAGGCCAAGCCUGCUCUAGCGUUUUUUUACAGCAGGAGGGAAGGGGUUAGCUUUGAGACUCUGUGUUGGCAACACACUGGGUCUUGUGGAAGAGGCUGCAAGUGGUUGACCAGCACCAUGCACUUGUGACCCAACCUAAUCCUGUCUGUGUGCUCAAGACCUGACCCACUCUCUACCCCCUUUAGAGCCUUGUUCUGAAGGGCUCUGUGCUCUAGCUGAGAGUGCUGUCCGCUUUGAUUCUUCAAAGACAUUGUACCCAAACCCCAGAUGGUCCCUGGGCUCCUAAUCCUUUCUCACUAGAGUCCAGUAGAAGGUAGCCCCAGGCCUACCCAUGGCCAACAGCCUCCCCAGGGUGGGUGGACUACUGUAGGCUGUAGUUGCCUGCUGGACCAGCUGCCCUCAGCUCAGGGCUCUUGUCACCCCUCCCCACUGUCAGAAAUCCCUUUCUGUUCAUCCUAACAUGGCCCUGUAAGGGUCUCUGUUCUCUGAGGCCUCCCAACAGCCUGGGUGUAUCGGGGCCUCUACCUUUUCUCUCUCAGAGCAGUGGCCUUUCCCUAGAUACCUACCCUUCUUCCAAGGGAGUUCUGCCUAUCAGAUGAAACCCACCACUGUGUGUGAAACUUAUUUUGUCAGUGUCUCGUUGUCCUAUUGAGGGGUUUGUGGGCAGUGAUAAUGAAUAGCCACCUAGAAUGCCAGCGCUAAGAGAAUGUGAAUUUGGACUUAGUCUCUUUGAUGCCACAACAUCAGUAGACUCUCCAUAUCUGCACAUGUCUAAAAGGAGAGGGGGCAGUGAGGUUGGGAUGGCAGAUGCCCAUGGCAUAUUUGAGGCUUGUCCCUUCAGUAGGCACCUUAACCAGGAUCUGCUUGGCAGGUUUUUGGUGGUUUUAUUUUCAGACAGGGUCUUACGGUGUAGCCCUGGCUGGCCUGGAACUUGUUAUAUAGACCAGGCUGGCCUCAAACUUACAGAAAUCCCUCCCAAGUACAGGGAUUAAAGACCUGCACCACUGUGCCCAGCCUACUUGGCAGGUUUUGUGAUAUUGGGGCCUGUGGGCAGUGAUGGGAGACCAGGAAUGUAGGAGGAACCUUAAAAAGGAACCGCACCCCAGUGCCUCCUCAAACUACAGAAAAAGUGGCCAGUCACCAGCUCUUUUGGAGGACUGGACCUUUCCCUGCUCACUAUAUAGGAGUGUCUGCUUGUAUGCUUGUCAGAGCAUGAAGACUCAA
This is a messenger RNA of Nannospalax galili (Upper Galilee mountains blind mole rat), 6809 nucleotides long. It is a transcript of the gene Mlxip, whose product is annotated as MLX interacting protein. The record is from RefSeq and is a predicted model, not a curated record. Gene Ontology annotation, cellular component: nucleus. NCBI's taxonomy places the organism in Eukaryota, Metazoa, Chordata, Mammalia, Rodentia, Spalacidae. Gene Ontology annotation, molecular function: protein dimerization activity; RNA polymerase II cis-regulatory region sequence-specific DNA binding; DNA-binding transcription factor activity, RNA polymerase II-specific. Gene Ontology annotation, biological process: regulation of transcription by RNA polymerase II. The transcript has 17 exons. Bases 108 to 2897 code for a protein of 929 amino acids.